AUGUCAGCUCUCAGCCUGCUCAUUCUGGGCCUUCUCAUGGCAGUGCCACCUGCCAGCGGUCAACAAGGCCUGGGAAACCUGAAGCCCUGGAUGCAGGGCCUGAUCGCUGUGGCUGUAUUCCUGACCCUCGUUGCAAUUGCCUUUGCGGUCAACCGCUUCUGGUGCCAGGAAGAGCCGGAGCCCGUGAACAUGGUCAUGAUGGUUGGAAACAAAGCAGAUGGGAUGCUGGUAGGGACAGAUGGAAGGUACUCUUCGAUGGCGGCCAGCUUCAGGUCCAGUGAGCAUGAGAAUGCCUACGAGAACAUCCCUGAGAAGGAGGACAAGGUCCGGAGCACCCCCAUGUGA
Messenger RNA from Chrysochloris asiatica (Cape golden mole), 345 nucleotides. RefSeq names its product PDZK1 interacting protein 1 (gene PDZK1IP1). The coding region runs from base 1 to 345 and encodes 114 amino acids. The transcript is spliced from 4 exons. The record is from RefSeq and is a predicted model, not a curated record. NCBI's taxonomy places the organism in Eukaryota, Metazoa, Chordata, Mammalia, Afrosoricida, Chrysochloridae.